Molecule: messenger RNA, 1185 nt
Organism: Balaenoptera acutorostrata (minke whale)
Lineage: Eukaryota; Metazoa; Chordata; Mammalia; Artiodactyla; Balaenopteridae
Product: protein LEG1 homolog
Exons: 8
Coding region: 1-1185 (394 amino acids)
Source: RefSeq, a predicted model, not a curated record
AUGGCUUUUAAUCUUUCCUGGGCCUGUGUAAUAAUAGGCUGUACUUUUGAUUCUUUAGGAAGAAUAUCCAAUAUCUCAGAUGUGUAUCCCCCUCUGUGGAAAGAGAGUCCUGAUCAGUUCAGUGACUACAAGGUAGAAAAUGGAAAAUACAUCAUUAAUGUCUGGAAUUACCUUGAGAGACUGGGGACAUAUAAAAUCCUAUUGAACAAGACAGGCAAGUAUUUUGAAAAAUUUGCACCAGAAAAUGAACAAAAUAUUUUAUGGGGACUGCCUGUGCAUCACGGGUGGCAGUACAGAAAGGGGAAGUUGGCUGAUCCCACCCAAAGGGCAGACUGUGGCCAUGAAUCUGGGGAUCAUCUAUGUAUCUCUGUGGACAGUUGGUGGGCUGACCUUAAUUAUUAUCUCUCUGCAAUACCCUUCCUUGCUGUGGUUGAUUCUGGCAUAAUGGGAAUAUCAUCAGACAAUGUCACCUUUCUGCCAGCAUCCAAGGAUCAGAUGAAUUUUUGUGAUAAUGUUUCUAGCUGUUAUUCAUCCUUUCCAGAUACAAUGAAAAAAUGGAAUAAAUUUUACCAGCAGGUAACGUUAUAUUCUAGUAACUUUGAUGACCUCUUGAAGUACUUAUGGGUUGCACAUGUCUCAUCCUUGAAGGUUGCUCGUAAAAAAUUUCACAAUAGGUUACAGCAUUACUCUAAACAAGAAGCAGAGUUUGAAAGCAGCAGGGCUUUGUUUGUGGAUUAUUUAGCUCCACCCCUCUUCCCUUCAGCUUUGAUUAGAACAUAUGAACUCCAGAAGGGCCUGCCAACACAAAUGCUUGUUAGUGGGAAUAAAGCCCCCUUCAUCAGUGACUUUACAGGCUUUCAGAACACAGUCCUGCUUGGUCUAAAUUUUCUCCACAAACCGACAUUGAGCACCUUAAAUGUUAAAAGGUUCAUCAGUGAUGUCUUGCUAAGAAAGAGGUAUUUCAGCAAAGAUAUGAAGGAGGAGAGGGAAGGAGCCUUGAGGAUAUCUGAAAUCAUCAUGUGGACUAAGAACGCUGCCUGCCGUAUCAGUAAACAAAGGAUGUCACAGCCAUCAGUGAUUGCAGCCAACCUGAUGGUGAGCCCUGAGGGAACUCGGGAUGGAAACAAGGAAUGCCUGCAAUCUAGCAGUCAUCAGACUGCAGCCACCCCCAGCAGUGCAGCUUGA